Rhea pennata is the source of this 1323-nucleotide messenger RNA. It is a transcript of the gene CCDC28A, whose product is annotated as coiled-coil domain containing 28A. NCBI's taxonomy places the organism in Eukaryota, Metazoa, Chordata, Aves, Rheiformes, Rheidae. The transcript has 6 exons. The coding region runs from base 87 to 641 and encodes 184 amino acids. The record is from RefSeq and is a predicted model, not a curated record.
CGGGGGCCGCGCGGGGCGCCGGGGGCGGGGCCUCCCCACAGGACAAGAAAUUAGAUGCAGAAAACUUAUUUCUUAAGUCAGAAGAAAUGGAAGAAAGGAAAAUCAAGAGGAGGAGCCCCAAAUCAUCUACUGCUCACCCUACUCAGGUUGCUAACUCCAAGAAAAACUCAGUGCCCGUCAGUAAAAGUACAGCCUUUUCAAAUCCUGCACCACAACCUGCAGUACAAAAACCAAAGUUAAAACGAGUAAUAAAAGAAAAAGCCAAACCUCCAGGAGGGGAAGCAAAAGGGGCACAGGCAGCACCAAUCCAGCAUUCUUUUCUGACAGAUGUAUCAGAUGUCCAAGAAAUGGAAAGGGGACUUCUGAGUCUUCUGAAUGACUUCCACUCUGGCAAACUUCAAGCAUUUGGAAAUGAGUGUUCCAUAGAGCAGAUGGAGCAUGUGCGGAGUAUGCAGGAGAAGCUUGCUCGUCUCAACUUGGAGCUCUAUGGGGAGCUGGAAGAACUCCCUGAAGAUAAAAGAAAACUAGCUAGUGACUCUAAUUUGGAUAGAUUACUAUCAGAUCUGGAAGAACUGAAUUCAUCUAUACAAAAAUUGCAUUUAGCAGAUGCUCAAGAUAUUCCAAAUAGUGGUACAGGCUGAAAGCACAGCUUUCUUGAUUUGAAUUCUCCCAGAAACUUCUGUUUUUCCUAUCAGUGGAGUCUGGAGUUACACAACAAAGAAUCAAAGUGUAAAUUCAGGUGUUUGUUUUUACACAUUCCUCUUUGAGUAUGGCAUUAUGUCAGGACUCAGUACCUAGAGAUCUAAUUAUGUUUCUGUGAUGCUAUGCUUUACAUAAUUGCCUUAUUUAAUACAAAAAAUUGGGGAAACAUGGAAGUAAUUUCUUCUGCUUGGUGUUCUUCAUAUGUCUGAAGUGAUAUAUGUAUAUAAGUUCACUAGUAUUUCUCCAAUUUUGAUUGAGGUAGCAGUGUUGUUACCUUUCUGAUUGAUAUGUAGACAAUCUGCACACUACCUUCAGUGUGUUUUGUUGACCAGUGAUGCCACUGAAUUUUUAUUAAUUUAUUAUUAAUAAAAGUAAGACUUAUAAAUACAUGACAUGUUUUAUUUAAAGAAGUUGCUAUCUGUUCGGCUAUGUUAAGAUAUUAAUUCUUGUGUGAUUGAAUUUCUUCAGACUUGACUUAUUCCAUUGCUUGCAAUAAUUGUAAAAUGUCACUAAAUUAAAAUUAUCAUACAUGCUAUCAGUCCACAUAAUUGGAUGAAGUAUUGUGAAAAAUCCAAAAUUGCAUAAAUGCAGUUAUUGUUCAAUAAAUCCAAUAUAAAUGAA